AUUGUUUUACAAAACCAGAGGAAGAGGACUGUGGAGAGGAGUCGUCAUCAUCAUCAUUAUCCCGGAUAAGGCCUCCCGACGUACGUGGCGCAUCCGCUUCUACCUCUCUGUCGCUGUCUGUCUGUCUGUAUCUCUUUAUCUUUCGUCAUCUGUUUAUCAGAUGGUAUAAACCCCGUAUAGAUACGCCUCUCCCUCCCUCUCUCUGCGGACUAACUUCUUGGUUUGCAUUUUUUCUCUCAACCGUCUUUUGGAUGCAAACCAUGCCCACCACCAAGGUCUACAUAGUAUUCUACUCUUUGUACGGGCAUGUGGAGGAUAUGGCUAGAAAAAUACAAGAAGGAGCUAAUGGGGUUGAAGGUGUGGAAGCAACGCUUUGGCAGGUGCCAGAGACGCUCCCAGACAGGGUACUGGAAAAGAUGAAGGCCCCUGACAAACCACAUGAUGUGCCGGAGAUCAGGCCAGAACAGCUCGUGGAGGCUGAUGGCUUUCUUUUUGGUUUUCCUUCUCGUUUUGGCGUGAUGGCAGCGCAGUUCAAAGCCUUUUUUGAUGCAACUCACGAGCUGUGGGCUACCCAAGCCCUUGCUGGCAAACCUGCUGGAAUCUUCUGGAGUACCGGUUUCCAUGGGGGAGGGCAGGAGCUUACUGCAUUGACAGCCGUUACGCAGUUAGCACAUCACGGUAUGAUAUUUGUCCCUAUAGGAUACACAUUUGGGAGUGGAAUGUUUGAGAUGAAUGAGGUGAAAGGUGGCUCUUCGUAUGGUGCGGGAACUUAUGCGGCAGAUGGAUCUCGUCAGCCCACAGAACUUGAACUCCAACAGGCCUUUUAUCAGGGUAAAUAUGUAGCUGAACUUACCAAAAAGCUCAAACCCCGACCCCUUCCAGCGCAAUAAACAUGUAUUCGGAUGUGGUAAUAUGUGACAGGAACAUCAUAUAUUACUGGGAAUGGAAGGUACUUGACCGCCUUCUGACUUGUACUGUAUAAUCCUAUGGAAAAUGUCUCAAACAUGUACAGCACUAAGACUACUAAUUGCAGUCUAUAAUUUCUAUCAAAACCUCCGCAUUACUAGUA
Messenger RNA from Rhododendron vialii, 1069 nucleotides. RefSeq names its product probable NAD(P)H dehydrogenase (quinone) FQR1-like 3. The transcript is spliced from 4 exons. The record is from RefSeq and is a predicted model, not a curated record. Lineage: Eukaryota; Viridiplantae; Streptophyta; Magnoliopsida; Ericales; Ericaceae. The coding region runs from base 252 to 890 and encodes 212 amino acids. Gene Ontology annotation, molecular function: NAD(P)H dehydrogenase (quinone) activity; FMN binding.